Molecule: messenger RNA, 1425 nt
Organism: Sitodiplosis mosellana (orange wheat blossom midge)
Lineage: Eukaryota; Metazoa; Arthropoda; Insecta; Diptera; Cecidomyiidae
Product: ankyrin repeat, PH and SEC7 domain containing protein secG-like
Exons: 11
Coding region: 25-1038 (337 amino acids)
Biological process (GO): innate immune response
Cellular component (GO): cytoplasm
Molecular function (GO): protein binding
Source: RefSeq, a predicted model, not a curated record
AAGGAUGUUGCUGAGAAGCUUAUCAUGAAAGGAGCCAAAGUUGAUAUCAAAGAUGGCCAUGGGCGGACAGUUCUUCAUUAUGCUGCCAUGAAGGGUCUCAAGGAUGUCGUUGAAAAAAUCAUCGCGAAAGGAGCCAAUCUUGAUUUGGGAGACUGCCAUAACAAGACACCUCUUCAUUAUGCUGCUAUGAAUGGUCACAAGGAUAUCAUUGAUAUGCUCAUCAGCAAUGGAGCUAAAGUUGAUCCCAGAGACAGCCGUCUGCGGCCACCUCUUCAUUUAGCUGCUGAGAAUGGUCAAACAAAAGUUGUUGAAAUGCUCAUAAAGAAAGGAGCCAAAGUUAAUGCUACAGACGAUGCUAUAGACGCUUUUAAACGCACACCUCUCCAUUAUGCUGCUAUGAAUGGUCAUGAGGACAUCGUUGAAAAGCUAAUCAAAGGAGGAACCAAUGUUGAUUUUGAAGAUGAAAAUGAUCAGACACCUCUCCAUUAUGCUGCUAUGAAUGGUCACAAGGAUAUCAUUGAUAUGCUCAUCAGCAAUGGAGCUAAAGUUGAUCCCAGAGACAGCCGUCUGCGGACACCUCUUCAUUUAGCUGCUGGGAAUGGUCAAACAAAAGUUGUUGAAAUGCUCGUAAAGAAAGGAGCCAAAGUUGAUGCUACAGACGAUGCUAUAGACGCUUUUAAACGCACACCUCUCCAUUAUGCUGCUAUGAAUGGUCGCAAGGAUAUCAUUGAUAUGCUCAUCAGCAAUGGAGCUAAAGUUGAUCCCAGAGACAGCCGUCUGCGGACACCUCUUCAUUUAGCUGCUGAGAAUGGUAGUGAUGAUGUCGUUGAAGAGCUCAUCAAGAGAGGAUCCGAUCUCACUGCCAUAGACAUAUCUGAGAAGACACCUCUUCUUCUAGCUGUUAUGAAUGUAAACGAUAAAUGCGCGAAAGGUCAAUUGGAGACCGUUAGAAAGCUCAUCAAGAACGGAGCCAGUGUUGAUUCGACGGACAGACUUGAGCGGAAUCCACUUCACUAUGCUGCUAUGAAUGGUUGUUGAAUAUACAGUCAGUCAAAAAAGUAUUCGGCCACUUGAAUUUUUUUUUUAUUUUUGGAUUUUUUCGUGUUAUAAAUGACAAAAACCGAACUAUUUUCUAUCUAUUUGUUAAGUUUAUAAUCUGUUCUUAUAAAUUCAGGCCGAUUCCGGAAAUAUUUAACAUAAUUUUUGCCUUUUCUGUAGCCAUGUUUGUCGAGAGGUCGAAAUUGUGCGCAAAAAAAGUAUUCGGCCAUACAGAUUUAUUUGAGAAUUUCUACAAAAUUUUCUAUGAAAUAUCAACAUAGACGCUGCAAAACGAUGAAUUACUAAUAUUUACAGUGAUUUCAAGCCAUUUCACGAGUUUUCAAACAUCAUUGUGUCAGCUGCAGGGUGAAAUUUGGCCGAAUGGUA